Messenger RNA from Cladophialophora carrionii CBS 160.54, 375 nucleotides. RefSeq lists its product as uncharacterized. Gene Ontology annotation, cellular component: microtubule cytoskeleton; cytosol. Bases 1 to 375 code for a protein of 124 amino acids. Lineage: Eukaryota; Fungi; Ascomycota; Eurotiomycetes; Chaetothyriales; Herpotrichiellaceae. Gene Ontology annotation, molecular function: beta-tubulin binding. Gene Ontology annotation, biological process: post-chaperonin tubulin folding pathway; tubulin complex assembly. The transcript has 3 exons. The record is from RefSeq and is a predicted model, not a curated record.
AUGGCACGUUCCCAAAUCCAGAUCGCCAUCUCCUCGCUCCAGCGGCUCUUGAAGGAAGAACAAUCGUACUACACGGAGCAGGCACAACAAGAAGCACGCAUCGCCAAGUUGGAGAAUCAGGCCAACGACAAUGACGAAAACCACGAGUACCAGUUGAACCAGGAGCGCAAGGCACUGGAAGAAACCAAGGCGAUGAUUCCUCAGAUGCGCGACCGGAUCACAAACGCACGGGAGAAGUUGGAGAAUAUGCUGGAUACCGCCACCAAUGAACAGGAGCGAGAUGCCGCGGUCGAUAUUCUCAAGAAGGCAAAGGACGCGCAGAAGGAUGAUCCGAUCGCCGGAGGGCACGGCACUACUGCUGUGAACGGCUCGUGA